Molecule: messenger RNA, 2737 nt
Organism: Larimichthys crocea (large yellow croaker)
Lineage: Eukaryota; Metazoa; Chordata; Actinopteri; Sciaenidae
Gene: lfng
Product: LFNG O-fucosylpeptide 3-beta-N-acetylglucosaminyltransferase
Exons: 8
Coding region: 160-1284 (374 amino acids)
Biological process (GO): pattern specification process
Cellular component (GO): Golgi membrane
Molecular function (GO): O-fucosylpeptide 3-beta-N-acetylglucosaminyltransferase activity
Source: RefSeq, a predicted model, not a curated record
CUUAUAUGUGAUUCAGCUAUGCACCCUGACGGACGUGUCAUUUAUCCUUUUGUGCUUUAGUUAAAAAAAGAAAAAAGAAGAAAAAAACAUAUGGACUUUGCAUUGAGGAUUCACGCCGUUUUAUAGUCUUUUAGUAUUUUUUUUGUUUUAGGUUUAAUCAUGUUGAAGAAUAAUGCAAAGAAGACAGCUAUCACUGUAGUCAGCACAGCAUGUCUCUGCCUGUUGCUGCUCCUGGUUGCUGUGCAGCAUCACCGCGUUCAGGUGGAUGAGGAGACGAACGGAGAGGAAGCCGGGACGCGCUCUCUCCUCCAAGAGGUACAGGAGGAGCAGGAGGACGCGCAACUCGGCAGCGCGCCGGUCAAGAGCGGAUUCUCAGCGUACUUCACCAAACUGACCCGGGGACGGAGGGAAGUGGAGAAACCCGCACGCUCCUCUGCGCCCGCAGCCGACCCGCCUCCAGCUGAGGACAUCAGCGCCGAUGACAUCUUCAUCGCUGUGAAGACCACGAAGAAGUUCCAUCAGUCCAGGUUGAAUCUGCUUCUGGACACCUGGAUCUCAAGAAACAUGCAGCAGACCUACAUCUUUACGGACGGAGAAGAUGAGGAGCUAAAAAAGAAAAUUGGGAACCAUGCAAUCAACACAAACUGCUCUGCAGCUCAUAGCCGACAAGCUCUGUCUUGCAAAAUGGCAGUGGAAUAUGACAAGUUUAUAGAGUCUGGGAAAAAGUGGUUCUGUCAUGUGGAUGAUGAUAACUACGUGAAUGUUCGGACUCUGGUGAAGUUCCUAUCCCAGUACCCCCACACCCAGGACAUGUACCUCGGUAAACCCAGUCUGGACCGGCCCAUAGAGGCCACAGAGAGACUGGGGGACAAUAAGAUGAAACCAGUCAACUUCUGGUUUGCCACUGGAGGAGCAGGUUUCUGUGUGAGCCGGGGUCUGGCACUGAAGAUGAGCCCAUGGGCCAGUGGUGGUCACUUCAUGAAUACGGCGGAGAAGAUUCGCCUGCCUGACGAUUGCACCAUCGGCUACAUCAUCGAGUCGGUUCUGGGGGUUCCUCUGACCCGCAGCAACCUGUUUCACUCCCACCUGGAGAACCUGCAACUAGUAUCAAGAUCUGAAAUACACAAACAGAUCACCCUCAGUUAUGGGAUGUUUGAAAACAAGAGCAACAUCAUCAAUUUGAAAGGGGCUUUUCCCGUGGAGGAGGAUCCAUCAAGGUUCAAGUCUGUGCACUGUCUCCUGUAUCCAGACACCCCAUGGUGUCCACCUCAGGUUGCCUUUUAGGGUGACCGCUCCUUUCUCAUCCUCGUCCCCAUCGUGCCUCGGUAUCUGAAAGGCUCGUGGGGACCAGUGUUUGGUAUUAGACCGUGCGGCUGCUGUAUUCUUGCUGCAGUUGUGUGCGGUCUUUAAUGGUUUUACUGGGCUGCUGUGCGGCCCGCCUCUGGACUAUUCUUUCCUGUCUGGAGCCAGGACCUCGUCCCACAAUGUUCGGGUGGAGGACACCAGCUCUCGGGCAGGAAGUAGCUUUCAGCAUUAAGCUUUGCAGGCAAUCAGUUGAGCUUUGUGAUGUAUAUGUUGCUUGUAAAUGUAUCUGCAAUUCUCAUAGAAUGUAUUGUCAUAUAUUCAAGCCUUUUUGCCAGCCUCACAUUAACAUUUACUUUUUUUUAGGCUUUUAUCAUAUAAUUGGCUUUUUCAGGCAUUUUUGUUUAGAUCUUUUAACUCUGAUGGCUCCGGACAAACACUCUAAUAUGAAGAUAUUGUUGUGCUUUUAAGUUAACAGUGUUAUUUCUCCCACAACUUGAGCUGGCAGUAGGCGGAUUUCCAAAUUUUUUAGGUGACCUAAUCUGAAGUAUAUCAGGACAAAGCACUUUUUGAUAGAUUUUUUUUUUGGUGAACUGAUCUAAUUUACGUCCUUUAAUGACAUGCUUCAGAUUUGUGUCCAAACCAACGAAAAAAAAAAAGAAAGAAAGAAAUUAACCCCUCAAAAUCUCAACAUCUAUUCAUUCUUAUGUAUUUAAUAACACUCCUUGCAUUUGUUACAAUCAGGGAAAAACAAUGAGUGGAAGAGAUUUUGAUUUGUGGGGUUACAAUCAGCUUUUAAGUUGCUUUGAAAAGUUUUUUUUUUUUUGUGUCAUUUAAAUAUUGCACAGCUGAGUUUCAAAAGAACUGAUAUUUGCUCCUGGAAAGACGCUCACCUCAUGAGGUUCAACGGUGGAGAAUAAGUGACUUUUAGCUUGGACGAAAAGCCAUUUUUUAAAGAGAUCAAUUUGAAUCUAUGGCGUAUAAAUAAUUUGAGCCGCAGUCUAUAAUAGUUUGCACAAAAGACUGAUGUGCCUGUGAUGUGAGAUCUUAACAGGAGCAACAUCAGUGUUUCCACAUGGAGGUGUUUUUCCCUCUGUGUAUCUCUCACCCAUAUUGGGUUACAUUGUACAUCUUGAUUACAGUAUUGUGUACUGUGCCUAUGUUUAAAUUCGUAGUGAUUGUAUAAUGUUUAGAAUGUAAUUUCCCCUUUGUGGUUUACAUACGCUUUUAAUGACCUGGACAUGAUUUUUGUACUGCUUUGAACUGUGUUAAAUGACUGUGGUGUUUAUUCUCCAGUAUCUGGAGGGUUUUGAACAGUUCAUUCCCAAUACUGUCUUCUCAGGGAUUAUGAGCUGAUUCUGGUAUUAACUACCAUGGGGACCCACGGUGGGACCUAAAACUUUGAAUAAAAGUGCAUAACCACUGAGAAACUUUA